UACAGCAUAGUACCUGGUCAGAUAGUCGAUUUCUGACGUGUCAGUUGAGCGAACACGUGCUGUAAUUCCAUAAACUUGCUUCGCGAUUAACACGAAGAAGACACCUGGACUGCCUUGCUUUACCGUGUAUCAUACACCGGCACUGUGACAAAAAUAAUCUAACGAUGCUAAGUCCCGCGCACCGUUCAGUCUUUGACAUCCCCCAAGAACCGGCUCUUACACACGGUCUACGAGAGAUUACCGGACUGCCAAGACAUCAGGAACCGCCACCUUCAACCAGUGAUGAGGAGAGUAAAGCAAGCAGACAAACGAGAGAGAGCGUGCCUUUUGGAGAAGUAUCGGACAGGAUGUUUUGUUCAGCCUGCCAGUGUCCCUUCGACAGUCGCGAGGACCAGAUAGAACACUACAAGCUUGACUGGCACCGAUUCAACCUUAGGCAAAGACUGGCAGGCCGAUUGGCAGUCACGGUUGAAGAAUUUGAGAAAAAGACUGGCACAGGUGACAUGUCCAGCAUCUCAGGUUCGGACUCAGAGGACGAAGAUUCAGACAGUGACUUGGGUCAAAGUCAGGAGGAUGUGACUUCUGAUGUGACAGACAGCGCCUUAGACACUAACUCAACGUCCUGCAGACUCUCCAGCAAGCUUGUCUUUCAGAACACUCAGGGACAGUAUCUAUCCAUGUUUCGCUGCAUGGUGCAGAAACCCAGUCUGAGCGAUGAGGAGGAUCCCGUUGCUUCUCUGCUGAACAUUACGCCCAAGACCAUGUGGAUCAUACUGAUGACUGGCGGAGGACACUUUGCCGGGGCAGUGUAUCAGGGGAAAGAGGUAUUGCAGCAUAAGACUUUUCACCGGUACACGGUACGAGCCAAGCGCGGGACCGCGCAGGGUCUGAGAGACUCUCAGAAUCGCAGCCACGCCCCCAAAUCUGCCGGAGCUGCAUUAAGGCGCUAUAAUGAAGCAGCACUGGUGAAGGAUAUUCAGGACCUUCUAGAAAGCUGGUCGGAACACUUGAAGGUGGCAUGUGCUAUUUUUUUACGUGCUCCGAGCUACAAUAAAAGCAUAUUUUUCGGCGGUCGGGCCGCGCCCCUGGACAAAAAGGACCCGAGAGUCCGCGUCAUACCCUUUGCCACCCGCAGGGCCACGUUCCGUGAAGUAAAGCGAGUGCAUGAGGUCCUCUCCACCGUCCAGGUUUACGAGAAAGACGUCGAGGUCUCCAGCAUCUUCAGCCCAUCCAAGAAAGCAUGGCAGAGAAAAGCUCGCAAACCCGUGGCUGAAACUAAUCCUGAGCAAGAUGUUGCCAGUGAGUUUCUCUCGCCUGCAGGAGAGAGGGAAGAAGAGGGAAGCUCAGGAGAGGACAGCCCUGCGACGCAGUUAGAGACUGUAGAGCUCACACUAGGAACACUGCAUCUCAGAGAACACGAGGUUUAUCUCAACAAAAAGAAACAGAGGAGGAGGAAAGAGAAGAGCAGAGCAGAGAGGGAAGAAUCAAGUCAUAAAGGCCGUGAUCCGUCGGCAGAGGAAACGGAGGCGGCAGAACCUGAACACGGUGUUAGCGGAGAGAGUCGGGGCAAGGUGAAGGGCAGGAGGAAACCCAAGAAUAAAAAGCAACAGCUGGAGGAAGAUGGGGCAGAUGACUCACGGGAGUACGGUAUUAGAGACGCCCUCUACACUGCCUGCAAAACCGGCGACGUCGACACCCUGCGCGCCCUCCUCAAGCUACCGGGUCCCGUGGACGAGGAGAGGGCUGAAAAUGACGCCCGGGAGCCCGGCGCCCCAGGGGUCUCCGAAACAGCGACCCCGCGGAGUAUUCUGAAUAAGCCCAUCGAUUCCUCCGGCUUCACUCUGCUGCACGUUGCUGCGGCAGCAGGACAGAAGGCCGUCGUCACGUUGCUUAUGGACGCGGGCAGCGACCCGGCCUCCAGGGAUAAUAAAGGACAGACUCCUUACGGCGUCGCUCCUGAAAAGGACACCAGGAACACGUUUCGGAAAUACAUGGCCGAGAACCCCAAAAAAUACGACUACACGAAAGCACAGGUCCCAGGGCCGUUGACGGCGGAAAUCGAGGCCAAGAAGGCAGAGAAGAAGAAGGCUCAGAAAGCUGCAAAGAAACAGAGAGAGAAAGAGCAGAAAGAGGAGAAGCAGAAAAAAGAACUGGAGAAAGAAGAGAGGAAAAGAUUUGCCGCGCUGAGCGACCGAGAGAAGAGGGCCCUGGCAGCGGAGAGGAGACUGGCUGAACAAAUGGCGACGACAGAGGUCACAAUCGCUAACAUCAGGAGGUGCUGGCUGUGUGGGGAGUCAUUACUUGGGAAGGUGCCGUUCCAUUACCUGGACUACUCCUUCUGCUCCCCGCGCUGCGUCCAAGCUCAUCGCAAAGCCAGUGCUCCUGCCGCCAAGCCCUGAACCCUGAGUGACCCUCAGGGUCUCUACAGGUGCCCGCUGUGGACAGGACAGCGUCCACAGGUAUCUGCAGAUGCUGUGUUCACGGAGAGAUUCCCAUGUCUCAGACGGCAGGCAGUGACGGUGGGAAGAGUGGCUGGCUUUUCCUACGAGCCUGAAUCUCAUACUGGGCCUUAGACCGUCAAUGGAGAUGUUCCUGUUUGCUGAUUUGAUUGGUUGAUUAUUGUUGUUAAGGUUGACUGACAGUGCCAGUGACAGUGCCAAGUUGGACAGUGGAAGACUUAACUGUUUGGUUUGGCAGGAGUUCAGCUGCAUGGCUGGAGAAAUUUUUAUUUAGAUACUCUAAAUACGGGUAUUUUCCAUAAAGUAACAUCAGUAAAGUGCCUAGUACUGAGAUCAUGAAAUGAAUUUACUUUGUGUUUCUCGGCUCUUUAGAAAAAAUGCCGUGUUCCAGAUCAAACAUCUAUUGGUUUUAAUCUAAUAUUUACAAACUGUGCAAUG
Molecule: messenger RNA, 2897 nt
Organism: Chanos chanos (milkfish)
Lineage: Eukaryota; Metazoa; Chordata; Actinopteri; Gonorynchiformes; Chanidae
Gene: ankzf1
Product: ankyrin repeat and zinc finger peptidyl tRNA hydrolase 1
Exons: 15
Coding region: 165-2399 (744 amino acids)
Biological process (GO): ERAD pathway
Molecular function (GO): protein binding
Source: RefSeq, a predicted model, not a curated record